This is a messenger RNA of Symbiodinium natans, 2175 nucleotides long. The record is from the annotation of a GenBank genome assembly. NCBI's taxonomy places the organism in Eukaryota, Dinophyceae, Suessiales, Symbiodiniaceae.
AUGCCCUUUGCCCCUGAUGACCUACAUGACUCGUGGUGCAAGCCGCAGAAGUUCCCCUGGCAGUUUCGACGAAGCGAGCUGAAUCUUAGGCUCAACUCGCGACUCAGUUCUUUUGCUCAGUUCGUUGCAGACCCCAAGGCUGCGCUGCCGGACAUCGGUAAGGUGUUCCAGGGCUUCCGCCCCGAUCAACCGGACGCGCCGAGUGUUUCCGCACCAAGUCUGGACAGCUUGGCGGAGGCGUUGCAGGUCGCCCAUGGGCUGUUGGGCCGUUCAGCCCAGCAUGCCGCCCCGCGCGAAGUAACGGAGGUGAACGAAGUGUUAAAGCGCUGCUUGAAUCUGACCAAGGACAUGCCGAGACCACUUCUCCGCGAGGAUGCUGUGGCAGCUGAGCACGGCAAAGUAACCGCAUUUGAAGCCCGAUUCCACGCCUUCGUUGUGGAGGUGGUCCAGUUGGUGAAGCAGGUCCCUGAGGGAGGCAUGGCAUUGCUUCCAGCCGGAUGGCUGCGCAGCACUGUCUCCAAAGAUGAGGCAGAUGUGGCAGACGACUCUGGACACUGUUUGUUGCUUGUCGUAGUCCGGGGGAAGAAAGACAGCAGCGAGACGUGCCAUUUAGCUGUCGUAAACACUGGCGAGGGCUUACAGUAUCAUCCUGUAGUGGCUAGUGGACAAGCACCACAUCCCAGCCUGCCCUUGCGCGAUACGUUGGUGCUUUCCGGGUGCAGUCGCGCCGGAUUGUGCUCAAGCGGAUUCUGGUACCUCAUCUAUCGUCAGCUGCUCUUUCCAUGCGACUCCAACGGGCCACGGCUCCUAUAUGGGAUGGUACUUCCUUUCGCAAACAAGAAGCCGCUGAGAGCCAACUGCGGCCCCGAGUCUGAAAGCUGGACGAGGCCCAUGCCUAUUCCAGCAGGAGGCGACAAGUCGUUCGCACUGUGCGUCGAACGUGCCCUUCUGUUUUGCUUUGCGGCUGCUGGCCUGUCAAAAGAGGAGGGGUCCAUAGGUCGCGCAAACAGAGUACUGACCGGAAUCGUGGGAUCACACGUCAACAAGGGCGUUCCGCAGGACAGGCAUUCGCCGCCAGAUGCAUAUGAGAAGGACCUUCUCAUGCAAGUGAAGCCGUUCCAAAAACCACAUGCGCAGCACUUCUUCACCUUCACGCCUGGCAGGGUUCUGGACAAAGUCGCCGCUCUCGAGUCGUCCGAUGGCCAGCUCCAAUCUGCCUUCGACUUGGCACACAACGCGCAUGCACAGCCGCCCACUGCAGCCCUGCCGGCUCUUGAUGAAGCGGCCACUCGCAGUUUCUCCCACUUUGAGCGCAUGGUGAAGGAGGAUGUAGAGAAGCUGAAAGGGGAAGUGGAUCCUCCUCGCAUCCUCAUCCCGGUGUUGACGUCUCGCCUGCCAGUCUCGGUCCGAACGCCGCUGGAGGCAGCGUCUUGCUGCCGCCUAACGGCUCAACUGCUCACUUUACUUAUCAACCAGCAGGACCAGAUAUCUCACGCUCCCGCAUCCUGCUUCGCUGUGGUUGCCCAUCUGCUUACGCGGCUUCUUCCAAUGCCAUUGCCUCUGGAUCAUCCUCGCAAGGCUGAACUAUGCUUCUGGGCACAGGAAAUGGUCUAUGAGACCAAGGCGGAUUUGAUGCGCCACUUGUACCUGAUCGUCCAGCUCCUAGGCAUGAUCAACAGCAUGUUUGCCAACUCAACCACCUGGCGAUCAAAAGAGGAGGAGCAGAAGGGCCGCGCGGCAAUCCAUGCAAGCCAGGUGAACCGCUACAGCGCCGCAAAUGCGCGAGCAUUUGCAUCGGCCACUGCGAGCCAAGAAGACCUAGAAGCUGAGCGCCAAAGUUCCUUGAAGCGAAAGCAACAAAACGAACAAGAAGUGGCGGCUCUCCUUGAAGAGGCUCAGACUGCCAAAGGCGCAUCUCUCACGCUGCGCGUGCAGGCCACAAAGGACAAAGGCGAUAAAGGCAAGGACAAGAAGCUUCCUGGCUUUGUGGCCGUGAAGAAGGCCAAGCCCGCGCCACCUGCAACCGAGAGUCCCGCUGCUGCUCCAGCAGCCAGCACUGAGGCAGAGCCAGCCGAAGGCAAGGAAGGGUCAACAGAGUCAACAGGUCUUGGGCUAGGUUACAGCUCCAGCUCAGACGAAGGGGAGGAAGAGGGGGAGGAAGGGGCUGCAGAGUGA